This is a messenger RNA of Daucus carota subsp. sativus, 3754 nucleotides long. RefSeq names its product protein SEMI-ROLLED LEAF 2. Bases 331 to 3339 code for a protein of 1002 amino acids. The record is from RefSeq and is a predicted model, not a curated record. Lineage: Eukaryota; Viridiplantae; Streptophyta; Magnoliopsida; Apiales; Apiaceae. The transcript is spliced from 20 exons.
AAAUCAUCUUGUUGUGUUUUAUGCUUCUCCUCUACAAUUUAUAUGUGUACAUGUAGAGACACAAACAUAAUGUGAAUAAGUUGUGGGUCGCCAUGAAUCACAUUUGUUGUUGUUGUUAAGAUUGUUUUAUUCAUCCUGCUACACUGCCAGCCUUUCGGACAAGCAUCCAUCCGAAGGCUGGUGAUGAAAUAAGAAAGAAAGCUGCCUAAUGAUUUUUGAGGGCUUUAAUUUCCCUUCUUGUUGAAUUUACGAUUUCUUGCGAUCAAGAAGGGAAAGGAGGCAGAAUCUUGUUUUUUUGACCCAGAAAUUAGGAUUUUCAAUUGAUUAGAUAUGAGUGUUGUUUCUGGGGUUGUUUCGAGGCAAGUUCUGCCGGUAUGUGGCAAUUUUUGUAUGUUCUGCCCCGCAUUGCGACCAAGGUCUAGGCAACCUGUCAAAAGGUACAAGAAGCUGAUUUCGGAUAUUUUCCCCCGUUCCCAGGAUCAAGAGCCAAAUGUACGGAUGAUUGGGAAGCUAUGCGACUAUGCUUCAAAAAAUCCUUUUCGCAUCCCCAAGAUCUCAGAAUUGCUGGAGCAACGGUUUUACAAGGAACUGAGAAAUGAAAAUUUUCGGUCGACAAAAAUUGUCAUGAUGAUCUACAGGAAGUUAUUAUUUUCUUGUAAGGAUGAACUGCCUUUAUUUGCUAAAAGCUUACUAAGUAUUAUGCAAACUCUUCUGGAUCAGAGAGGCCAGGAUGAAAUCCUUAUAUUAGGAUGUGAAACACUUUUCGACUUUGUAAAUAAUCAGAAAGAUGGAACUUAUAUGUUUAAUUUAGAGGUGUAUAUUCCAAAGCUCUGCGAACUAGCUCAAGAAAAUGGGGAUGAUGAAAGGGCACAUCAUCUGCGUGCCGCUGGACUGCAAGCCCUUUCUUCAAUGGUCUGUCUCAUGGGUAAACAUUCUACUAUAUCUGUGGAUUUUGAUGAUAUUGUCUCAAUAGUCUUGGAGAAUUAUGGAAGACCAAGUAAAGAGAUUCAUGAAGUUGGUAAAGAUGAAAACCAUGCUUCUCCAUCACCAGAGACCUUGACAAAGGUUCAUUCUUGGAGAAUGAUUUUAGAUGAUAAAGGAGAAUUAAGUGUGACAGAGGAAAAUGCCAAGAAUCCCUGCUUUUGGUCUAGGGUGUGCCUAAACAACAUGGCCAAGCUCGCCAAGGAAGCGACCACCAUGCGUCGAAUUCUGGAAUCUUUAUUCCGCUAUUUCGACGAUAACAAGCUCUGGUCCGGUGCAGACGGGCUUGCUUUACCCGUCCUUAAAGACUUGCAGUUCCUGGUAGAUGAUUCUGGUCACAAUACACACGUUCUGCUUUCGACAUUAAUCAAACAUCUUGAUAAUAAGAAUGUACAAAAACAACCUGAUAUGCAGCUAGAUAUUGUCAAGGUUACCAACUCCCUCACUCUCGGUACAAAGGUUCAGCCAUCUGUGGCUCUACUUGGUGCUAUAGGCGAUAUAAUAAGGCAUCUGCGCAGAAGCAUACAACUUUCAGCGGAUGACGCAAAUAUAGAUGUCAAUGCACUCAAAUGGAAUAGAAGUUUUGGAGAAGCAGUGGACAAGUGCUUGGUGGAGUUAUCUUUAAAGGUUGGAGAUGCAGGCCCAAUAUAUGAUAUUAUGGCAGGGACGUUGGAGAAUAUCUCACCUGUUACGGCUGGAGCACGGACAGCUCUUUCUGCAGUUUAUCGUACGGCUCAAAUCAUAGCCCCUCUGCCAAAUAUGUCAUAUCAAAACAAGGCAUUCCCUGAUGCCUUGUUUCACGAGUUACUCACAGCUAUGGUCCAUCCAGACCAUGAAACACGAGUUGGAGCUCACCGUGUAUUUUCAGUCAUCCUUGUGCCAUCUUCAGUGAGCCCCCUUUCACAAGAAUCAUUGGGAGAAUCAGCUAAUCAUGCAAGUUUGUCUAGAACACUCUCAAGAACUGUAUCAGUCUUUUCUUCUUCAGCUGCCCUCUUUGAAAAGCUGAAAAAUGAGAAGUCUUCGCCAAGGAGAUACCAUGCUCUGGAAAAUCAAGAAACUGUUUCUGGUGAGGGGGGACAAAAAAACAACAGUGGAUUGCUUGAAAGAAUUAGAUCAACUUAUAGUCGUGCGUAUAGCUCUAGUAAUCCAGAUGUUCUUUCAACACAAGAUGAAGGAUCGAGUGCUAAUUUAUAUAAAAAAGUGGAAGCCACCUCUUUAAGGCUGAGCAGCCACCAAAUUAUCCUCCUUUUUUCAUCAAUAUGGAUACAGUCAAUUUCCCCAGCAAAUGUACCCGAAAACUAUGAAGCUAUUGCUCACACGUACAGUUUGAUCUUGUUAUUCUCUCGGACCAAGAAUUCCAGCCGUGAGGUCCUAGUGCGCAGUUUUCAGCUUGCAUUUUCCUUACGCAGUGUUACUUUUUCUGAUGAAGGGAAACUACCACCAUCACGUCGUAGAUCUCUCUUUAUGCUAGCAACUUCUAUGAUUAUAUUUACAUCAAAGGCAUACAAUAUUUCUCCUCUUAUUCCCUGUGUCAAGGCUACAAUUACAAAUAAAAUGGUUGAUCCCUUUUUGUGUUUGGUUGAGGACUGCAAGUUAAAGGCAGUUGACAAUGAAUCUGGCCAUCGCAAGAUUAUAUAUGGAUCGGAUGAAGAUGAUAAUACUGCAUUGAAGUUUCUUUCGAAACUUGAAUUAACAGAGUCCCAGUCUAAGGAAUCCUUAGCUUCUCUGUUAGUGGAGACUUUGGAAAAUUUGUCAGAUUCUGAAACAUCAACCAUAAAAGAACAGCUGCUAAGUAUAUUUGUGCCUGAUGAUAUGUGCCCUCGGGAAACAUUCAGUAAUACCCAACAAAAAGCAUAUAAGGGCAAUUCUGACAAUCAAAAAUCAGAGGAAGAGGUUUCUCCUCACAUCUCAAUGGAUGAUUCUCUUCAGGAUUCAUUCAGAAGUGAUGAUAUAAAUGAUACAGAAAUGGCCAUGGAAUUGCCUGGCCUUUUAAGUGCCAAUCAACUUCUAGACUCUGUUUUGGAGACAGCACACCAAGUUGGUAUAUUAUCUGGAAGCACUGGAUUUGAUGUCCCUUAUAUGGAAAUGGCUAAUCAGUGUGAGGAACUAACAUCUGGGAAGCAGGAGAAGAUGUCCCACUUGAUGAACAUUCAAAUAGAAGAGCAAAUUUUGCCAAGCACAACCUCACAAAAUGGCUAUGAAGAAGAUAAGUCGGUGGCUCCGUAUUCUCAAAGUGACAUGGGCUAUCAAAUGGUUGGUUAUCCAUCCGCCAAUCAGAAUGAAGCUGCUUAUGGAGAACCAUUGAGACUACCCUCUUCAAGCCCAUACGACAACUUUUUGAAAGCAGCAGGAUGUUGAUACACAAGUGUGAUAAGUUACAUAAUCCCAUGAAUUCAUAUAGCGAGAAGUUCCCUUGAUCCCCGCGCUUUGGAUGUGGAAAUUCAUAAUUAUUUUUUGGUUGUCAUCCUGCAUAUGGAAUAUGGUGUGAAUAUGUGGUGGACUGAGCCAAGGAGUAAUCUGUCACCGUUAGAAAUUUUGGCAGUUGUAAGAUAUCUUUUUUUUUCCCCUAGAAUUUUGAGUGUAUGUAUUAGGUUUAUAUAUGUAGGCAAGUCUUAUUUUAGUUGAAUUGUGAUGGAAGGAAAUGCACAAGCUUUUAUAAGUGGGAGAAUUUGGUGUUUCCAAAACUUGGGUUUUUUGGGAUUACAUUUUUAAAAAAAAUGUGCAGAUAAUAUGUUGGACGCCGAGGCGCAUUUUAAGAAAUCAUUCUCCUGGA